AAUUCAUUGCCAUUUCAUCGGAUCGUAGUGCGGGAAGCAUAGUUCACGUUAAGUGAUUCUGGUGGUGUGGUCGGCCGAUCGAGUGCAUCGAAGAUCGGAUCGUUUAAAAAAUCGACUAAUCAGAUAACUACUACCCGAUACGAUGCGGCUCGGAUCGCUCGCGUUUUUCGUCAUCAUCAUUUCGUACGUCUCGUCGACAACGGUAGACCUCUCAUUUCGAAAAAUGACGAAGGAAGAUUUCUUUAUAAGAAUACAGAAGACGAUCAAUCUGCAAGAAGUGACGGAUCUUAAUUUAAGGGGAAACGAAAUUGACAGUUUUUUAGAUUGCUCUACUAAUCUGGUGGCACUAAAAACACUAGAUUUAUCUCAGAAUCAUCUUCAGCGAUUCUUCUUCUUAUGCAAAGAAGAAUACAAUUUGCAAUUGUUAAACGUAAGCCACAAUAAGCUGGAAUACAUCGACGAUAAGGCUCUCAAUGAUCGAAUAACGAAACUGAAGAUAUUAGAUCUUUCCUUCAACAAGCUCACUGUCGUCAACGAGACCAUGUUACAACACUUAACGAUUCUCGAAUAUUUAUCUUUGUCCUAUAAUCCCAUAGGGGAUGGAAUUCACGAAAGUGCUUUUUGGAAUUUAAAGGUCUUAAAACACCUAGACCUGAGUAACAUAUCUGCGCCAUACUUUUUAUCAGAUUUCUUCAAGACCUUAACGAACUUGUCGACUUUGAACCUAUCCUGGAACUCGAUCAGCGCGAUACCUUUAUUACCGAUAAAUUUACAAGAGCUGGAUUUAUCUGGCACGCAAGUGAUAAGUUUUGAGAACUUAUAUCUACCGCAGCUACGAGAAUUGCGGCUAAACCACAUGCCGAAUUUGACAUCGCUGACGCUGAAUGAUCUCCAGUAUCUGACCAGUCUGGAGACGUUAUCAUUGAUCGGUUCCAAACAGCUGGUCCUACUUAGUCUUUGGUCGCAAAUCGGCAUCGUGCUACCACGAUUGCAGCGACUUUCGAUAAAAGACUGCGGCCUCAAAACCUUGAGUGCCGAGCUGCGCCCUUUGAUACAACGGAUAUCCGUUGUUGAAUUGGAAAACAAUCCUUGGGAAUGCAACUGCAACUUGGAAUGGAUUGGCCUGUUGAAUUCGACCAGGAAUCUCAGUCGAGACAUUAGAUGCCACGAACCAGAUCGAUAUCAUGCCAAACUCCUGGCUGAAAUCCUGAACUAUGAGCUGCAAUGUGAAUACAACACGUCCGUCAUCUAUCCGAUCCUGUGGACAGGCCUCUCGAUAUUGAUCGUUGCCACGAUCGUAGCCGCGGUCUUAGUUCUCCUCAGACGGCCAAUAAGCCAAUGGAGUUUCAAGAGAAGGAACGGGGAUACCGUCACGUACAAAAACGUCGUCGAGUCGAACAAUGAUCUGGUCCGAAUACUGGCGGUGUCCGAGACGCACGAACGCAACGAAGAAUGAAGCCAAAUUGAAAGUGGAAAGAGAAAGAACAACACAGACGAGUGGACGGAAAAAUCGUCCGCUAACAGCGGACGUUUCAGCAAGUCUUUUUACAAAAAGCUUUAUUGUAACGUUACCUUGUAAUAACGUAAAAUAUCGUAAUUGCGAUGACCACCCAUGGAAGUCGUCCUAAAAGAUUAUCUUAUUGUUUUCUUUUUCACAUAGAUGGAA
Acromyrmex echinatior (Panamanian leafcutter ant) is the source of this 1666-nucleotide messenger RNA. RefSeq names its product CD180 antigen. Gene Ontology annotation, molecular function: protein binding. NCBI's taxonomy places the organism in Eukaryota, Metazoa, Arthropoda, Insecta, Hymenoptera, Formicidae. The record is from RefSeq and is a predicted model, not a curated record.